This is a messenger RNA of Theobroma cacao (cacao), 2840 nucleotides long. RefSeq names its product transcription initiation factor TFIID subunit, putative (DUF688). NCBI's taxonomy places the organism in Eukaryota, Viridiplantae, Streptophyta, Magnoliopsida, Malvales, Malvaceae. The record is from RefSeq and is a predicted model, not a curated record.
UAGAAAGAAAAGCGCAGAAGUGUCCAACCUCUCUCUUUCUCUCUCUCCCCUUCUUGACUUUUCUUCAUCGUCACUCAUUCCCUAAACUCUUGCCAUCAUUUUAGGACACCCCAUUAGGCCCAAACAUCAAAGAACUCAGCCAUCUCCCCUCACUCACGGGUAGUCUGGCAAAAUCUUGACAUGGAGGGAUUCAACCUGGUGCUCUCAUCCAACUUUUAUCAUCAACUGUGUCAUGUAUUGAAUUGGUGAAUUGCAUUUACAAGGAAAGCUGCAGAACUUCUUGGUUAUAAAGCGUGAUGGAGGAAAGGAAAUUAAAUUUCAAUGCACCACUUUUAUCUGUGAGGCGGUUUUCUGCAACAUCUGCCUUUUCAGAUAGAGAUAAGCAGAAGAUAGUUGAAAAUCCUUGUCCCAAUAGACGACAUACUCUCCCCUUCUAUAACUCCGAUGUGAGUUUGGAUCAGGUAACAGAACCUGUUGCAGUUCCUUUUGUCUGGGAGCAGAUCCCUGGGAAAGCUAAAGGUGGCAUUGAGCAUGAAUCUCAGCCUAAUAAGGAGGCUUCUGGUACUCCUAGGCUACCACCAGGGAGGGUUUUGGAUAUCUUGAAGUAUACUGUGGAGAAGGAAUUCGAAAAUCAGAAUGUGGUUAGGCCCCGAAGUGAAAUAUAUUCUCUAAAUGAUAAUGUGACUAAGUUAGACUCUUCCAACGAGGGAAUAAAUGAGAAAUGCAUCUCAGAGUCAGAGACUGAUGAUGAUGCUUAUUCUGAUGCGCUUGAUACCUUGUCCCCAACAGAUUCAUUAUCCAUGAAUUGUAGUAUAAGUGGUCUAAGUGGAUCAAGUGGCCUGGUUGCAAAACCGUCAGGUACCUUCUCUACAGAUCCACAAACUCGUGAUUUCAUGAUGAGUCGCUUUUUACCUGCCGCCAAGGCAAUGACUCUGGAGAUGCCACAGUAUGCUUCCAGGAAGCAAUCUGUGGCACCUGCACUACCCAGAGAGGAUAAGAAAGUGGUUGUUGGAGACAGGAAACCUCCUGUUAAUCAAUAUGAGUCAGUUAUCAUACCACAUUAUAAUCAGGAUGUAGAUGAAGAAGAAACAGAAGAUGAAUAUGAUGACUAUGAGGAUUCUGGCAAUUUAUCAAGAAAAGCCUGUGGGUUGUUGCCUCGAUUAAGCUUUAAGAACUCUCUGUGCCUCUUAAAUCCUGUGCCAGGAUUAAAAGUAAGGACCCAUUCUUCAAUGCCUUCAACUCGUGAGGUUGCAAAACCAAGCAAAGCUACCUACAUGAAGUCUCACAGCCAAAUUAUUGAGAAGCAUGCUUGGGAUGCUGUUCACAAGAACAAAUCAGAUAGUGGAGUUCAAUCCCCCCAGCCUCAAGAGAACAAAUCAGAUACAGGAGUUCAAUCCCCCAGGCUCCCAGAGAACAAACUGAGUGGUGGAGUUCAGUCCCCUAGGCUUCCAGAGAUUGGGAAAAAGAUGACAUGUGGAUCAAAUCAGUUUACCAACUCAGGUGACCAGCAGAUAGUGAAUAGGUCACCUCCCAAAAGGCUUCCAGGUAGUGCUCGCAUUUCUCCCUACCGUAGAGAGAGACCUCAAUCUCCCUUUCGUGGCGGGGGGUUUCUUGGCAUGCCCAAAGAAGCUGAGAAAUUCAAAGCCAAUACGUUAAUUAAGUAUACCAAAAGCAAUAACAACUCACAGGAAUUAGUACCCUAUCAGAGCACCAGGCAAGGGUCAGGUGCUCUAAGCCCUGCAGUUGAGAAGACAUUGUAUGUAGAUACUGUAAAUUUUGCUAAAAUUGCAAGUUCAAAUUCUGAUUCCUCAGAUACCAAAGCCCCAAUGGAUUCCAUGGGAAAGCAUUCUGAUACAUUACUAGUGAACAGAAUGCUGGAAGAAUCUGCUACUGUGGAAUCUUCUCUUCAAGAUAUAAAAUGCCUGAACCUUUUGGAUGGAAAGGACAUAUCAAAAUAUGAAAUCACAGGGUCAGUGUAUUCCAGUCGAUCUUCUUUCUCUGACAAACCCGAUCUCAAAGGUCAAGCAGAAAUGAUGGAUUGCUUCAGACAGAAUGGAGGACUGAAUAAGUCCUUAGGGCGUAUAAAAGUUAGAGCUGAUCGAAGUCUAACUCUUAGUGCUAAUGGUGAUGUGAGAGAAGCUGAUCAAGAAGAAAAUAAUGCUGGUUCUGAUUGCUCUCCUCUUCCCCCUCCUUUACCAAAAACACCAUCUGAGUCUUGGCUUUGGUGUGCACUGCCUUCGGUUACAUCAAGAAAUUCAUUUUCGCAGUCUUACAAUGGCACUCGGUUUAAUCCUAAAAAAGAGGAACCUAAGGUAUCAGCUACUGAUACCAAGUGGGAAACAAUUGUCAAAACUUCUUACUUGCAUCAUGAUCACGUCCGCUAUUCUGAGGAAUUAGUAACUCACUUUUCUCAGCAAUCCAAAACUUAAAAAUGCAGAGGGCAUCAUUGAAUUCCUUGGACUGGUGCCUUUGUUUCAGCAGUUUUGGUUCAACAUGGUCAGAGCUGAUUAAGAUUUUGCUGCAGCCUACCAUUUUUUUUUUAUUCGUUCUUCCAGGAGUUUCUCCUUCCAGUUUCCUUGUAUCUUUAUGCUAGGCAGGUGGAUUUGUUAGCUCUUGUUGUUGUAUAAGCUUGUAAGUUCAUUUCCUUUUUCUUUUUCCUGCAUCAGCCAUCACUGCAGGCUGAGGCAUUGUUACAUUAAAGUCAGAUUCAAAUCUUUGUAACGACCACAAAUAUAUUUUUAAACUUUUAAGUCUUGUGGUUCCUGUGGUGUUCGUGUUACACAGGAGUCAAGAUACUGUUGUGAAAAAUUAAUGGAUAUAAAAGGCUUAUCUGAUAUAUA